Molecule: messenger RNA, 2289 nt
Organism: Canariomyces notabilis
Lineage: Eukaryota; Fungi; Ascomycota; Sordariomycetes; Sordariales; Chaetomiaceae
Product: kinase-like protein
Exons: 3
Coding region: 1-2289 (762 amino acids)
Biological process (GO): phosphatidylethanolamine biosynthetic process; phosphatidylcholine biosynthetic process
Cellular component (GO): cytoplasm
Molecular function (GO): choline kinase activity; ethanolamine kinase activity
Source: RefSeq, a predicted model, not a curated record
AUGUCUGCGCCGUCCCCUGGUAGUUCAGCCCAGCCGCGGCGUUCUGCGCUGAAGGCCGACGGUGACACUGUGCAAAUCGCCGAGCCAGAGUCUGCAUCUCCUGACGAGCAGCAAGUGAAGAAGCAAUUCACAGCAGGUGUCGCCAAGAGACUCAGUGGACGGCCUCCCCUCCAGAACACUUUAUCCAGGUCCUCCACCCUCAGUCAAAUGAGCUUGGAGGGCGGCGCUGAUUCAACUGCUGUGGGCUCCCCAUCAGUGUCUGCUGAAGACGUCCAGAAUUAUCACGUAGCCUCCUAUCACCGUCACAAAAUGGACCGCGCCAGCGAGAGGCUUCUGGUCCAGGUGGCAGAAUGGCUCGAGCGAGAGAAGACCAAGAGAGAACACAGGAAGUCUCGAACACACACGGUUCGGCGCAAAUUAGAGCAUGCCGCUUCAGCAGUUCUAGGGCCAGGCAGCAGGCCGCGGGCUGACUCGCUCGAUUCUGACUCGAGCGAGGUGUCCCUAGAUCGUCUCCAGCACAUUUUGGAUGACAGCAUGGCGGCCUUGGGCCUGAAUACCAUCCCAAAAUACAGCCCCCGCCUCGGCCGAAGACACCGCAAGAGAUCAAGCAAGAAUCUUACCCGCGGCGACCCUUCAGACACGGAGUACUUUGACGGGGACGUCGUGGUACCGAGUUGUGAUGCUUUCCUAGACAACUCAAAGACUCUCAGUUACACGGGCGGCAAGGUUGGCGCCGAUGAUACUUCCUCCAUUUCAAGCCGGAAGGAGGAAAAGGACAAGCAGGCCUGGAUCACCUUCAAGAACGAAAUCAUCCGCCUCGCGCAUACCCUGAGGCUGAAAGGCUGGCGGCGUGUCCCUCUCGAUAGCGGCGAGAGUAUCUCCGUCCAACGUCUCAGCGGCGCCUUGACCAAUGCUGUCUACGUAGUUUCGCCGCCCCCAGAGUCCGUACUGCCCCCACAGGAUGGCAAGAAGCGGCCGACCAAGGUGCUGCUGAGGAUCUAUGGGCCGCAAGUAGAACAUCUCAUUGACAGAGAGAACGAGCUGGGCGUUCUGCGACGGUUGGCCAGGAAGAAGAUUGGGCCUAGACUACUCGGAACCUUCCUUAAUGGCAGGUUUGAACAGUGGUUGAACGCUGUUGCGCUAACCCCGUCUAGUUUGCGGGAACCAGAGACGUCGAAGCAAAUUGCAAAGCGCAUGCGGGAGCUGCAUGACGGUGUUGAGUUGCUCGUUGAGGAAAAGGAUCAGGGCCCCGCUGUGUGGAAGAACUGGGACAAGUGGGUGAGCCAGGUCGAGAAGACAGUCAACUUCCUCGACAAGCAGGUCAUGGCUUCGUCUCACAGCGCAGGAGGGAGUCCAGGCAGCGUGUGGAAGCCUCGCGGCUUCGUUUGUGGCGUGCAGUGGCCCGCCUUCAAAGCCCUGGUAGAGAAAUACCGCAAAUUCGUGGUAGAUUACUACGGCGGCGACGCCAGGAAAAUCCGGGAGAAGCUGGUCUUUUCCCACAACGACACGCAAUACGGCAACAUCCUCCGUGUCCGCCCGGACGACGAGAAAUCGCCCCUCCUCCAACCGGCCAACGAACACAAACAGCUCGUCGUAAUAGACUUUGAAUACGCCGCCGCCAACGUCCCCGGGCUCGAGUUCGCCAACCACUUCUCGGAAUGGACGUACAACUACCACGACCCUGUCCGCCCCUACGCUUGCGACGCAUCCCUCUACCCUACCCCGGACCAGCAACGGCGGUUUGUGAAGGCCUACGUAGACCACAGGCCGCAGUUCCCCUACGUUGAUCCUUCUUCUGCCCACCCCACGCCCGGUGGUACUCACAGUGCUCCGGGAACGCCUGGCGGCGGGGGCGGCCUGCACACGACCCCGUCGACGAGCUCCAUCGUCGAGUUCAUGCUGGAUGCAAGGGUCCCUCCGGGCGGCUGGAAAGAAGAGGAGAGGAAGAGGGAGGCGGAGGCGGAGGAGAAGGUGAGGGCUUUGAUGGAGGAGACCAGGCUCUGGCGGCCGGCUAAUAGUGCGCAAUGGGUUGCGUGGGGCAUCGUGCAGGCCAAGGUCAAGGUGAAGGAGGAGGCAACGGGGAAUGGGGAAGAGGAAAAUGGAAUAGUGCAGAAUGGGGUGGAUGCCGAGGCCGAGGCUGAGGCAGAGGCAGAAGCAGAGUUUGAUUACCUUGGAUAUGCGCAGGAGAGGGCAUAUUUCUUUCUCGGGGAUUGCGUGCUGCUGGGACUGGUCAAGGCCGAGGAGCUUGGCGACGAGGUCAGGGAGAGGCUGAAGAUGGUUGAGUACUAG